This is a messenger RNA of Aureococcus anophagefferens, 2478 nucleotides long. RefSeq lists its product as hypothetical. Gene Ontology annotation, molecular function: oxidoreductase activity. The transcript is spliced from 2 exons. NCBI's taxonomy places the organism in Eukaryota, Pelagophyceae, Pelagomonadales, Pelagomonadaceae. The record is from RefSeq and is a predicted model, not a curated record. Bases 1 to 2478 code for a protein of 825 amino acids.
AUGAUGGUGGCGAAGCGAGCCGGCAUGCUCGCGGCGACGUCGCAGCGAUCGCUGCGCGCCGCGCGCGCGUCGUCGUCGGCCGCGCGCGCCGCGCCGCGGCGCCGCGCCGCGGCCGCGGCCGCCGGCGCCGGCGCCGGCGCCGCGCUCGCCGCGGCGGCCUACAGGGCGGACGCGUGGGCGCCUCUGCUCGACGCCGUCGCGUCGACGCGGGCCCUCUGCGACGGCGCCGUGCGGAGCUUCGACGACAUGGACCGCGGCGAGAAGGCGAAAAAGUCGGCGGCGCUCAAGACGAAGCAGGAGCACCCGACGCACUCGGCGCUCGACGGCGGCAAGGUCACCGUCGAUUUAGACGAGGACGACGUCGCGGAGCUCGAGGUCAUGGCCCUGGCCGACGUCGAGGCCUGCCGCGCCGACGUGUCCCGCGACGGCGGCGGCGGCCAGCUCCUCUGCACCUACGAGGGCAUCGUCUACGACGUCACGCAGUUCGCGGAGAGCCACCCGGGCGGGAAGGAGCUCCUCCUGACGGCGACGGGCCUCGACCUCAAGCACUUCUUCGACAACUACACGGUCCACGGCCACUCGGACAAGGCCGCGCGCUGGCUCGCGCCCCUCGCCGUCGGCAAGCUGUCGCCGGAGGACGCGGCGCUCGCGUCCGCGCGGUCGACGCCCGAAGCGCACGUCGACCGCCGCAUGGCGCGGCUCGGCGCGGCGCGGCGGCGCCUGCUGGCCGUCGCCGCGGCGCUGCCCCUGGCCAUCGGCGUGCGCGAGUGCGUCCGCGCCAUCGGCAGGUACCUCAGCGCGACGGUCGCGAAGUGGGUCGCCGCGCGGCUGCCCAUCGCCGUCGCGGGCUUCUCGCCGUGCUUCUCGCCGGGCUCCGAGCCCCUGCCCGCGACGGAGGACGGCUCCGCGCGGGGCGUCGUCGCCGUCGUCGGCGGCGGCAUCGCGGGCUGCUCCGCGGCGUGGAUGCUCGCGCGCGACGGCUUCGAGGUCCAUUUGUACGAGGCGCGGCCCGCGACGUCCGGCAACGCGCGGACCUUCGACUGGGUCGACGACACCUGGACCCAGUCCUGCGUGUCGAACACGGGCAAGGACGACACGGUGAAAUCCUGCGUGUCCGUCACCGCCUGGCCGCCGCUGCUCUACAAGAACUACACGGCGCUGUUGGCGCACCUGAACGUCGAGACCGUCGCGAUGCCGCUGUCGUGGUUCUUGAAUUCCAAGGUGCCGGGCUACGAGGGCACCCUGUGGGGCGCGGACCCGCGCUGCGACGUCGCCAACGGCGUCAACACCCUGCGGUCCGUCUUCGCGAACGACUUCCGCAAGUACGCGGCCGUCGAGCUGUUCGCGCGGCGCUGCACGGAGUUCUUCACGCUCGCCUGGGCGCCCUGGAAGCGGCACGACACCAUGUCCAUGUACACGAACCACACGGGCCUCGGCAUGCUCAACCCGCUGAACGUCGUCCCGCUGUACUCGCUGUUCAAGGGCGUCGGGGGCUCCGACGAGUGGUGGGACAUCAUCUUCACGCCCUACUACACGGCGUCCUUCCUCGUCGACGAGCUCCGCCCCUUCCCGGCGGUCUUCGGCCCCAUCAUCGAGGCGCAGAUCCCGCUGAACCCGACGCCCGAGAACUCGUGGCACGGGGCGUCGGCGAAGACGGACGCGGACUGCAAGCUGACGACCUGCGUCACCUGGAAGGACGCGGGCACGGGCAUCCGCGCCGUCUUCGCCAAGCUCGUGGAAGAUGUGGAUGUGAAGGUCGACACGCGCGUGCUCGAGGUGCGGGUGAUGCCCGACGGCACGAAGCGCGUCGUCGACGAGCACGACGGCGUGCUCGUCGCGGACCGCGUCAUCUUCGCGUGCCCCUGCAACGCGGCCAUGACCAUGCUCAAGAAGCCCGACAAACGGCUGGAAGAAACGGUCAUGGCCGCGCCCGUCUACGCGGACGACCACCACCCGGCGACGGGCCACAUGCACGCCGUCAUGCACAGCGACCCGUCCGUCAUCGACGCGCAGUACCGCUCCGACUUCCUGGACCGCGGGUCCAACUACGUCGAGGUCACGAAGCUCAAGGACGGCUCCAUCAACAUCGAGAACCAGUACAACUUUGGGAUCCAGACGCCGGGCCCGGGCGUCUACGAUUUGCCGUUGGACAAGAAGCCCGUCAUGCUCAUCUCGCACGCUUUGGGCGAGGGCAAGAAGAUCGACGAGACCUUGGUGCGGGGCGGCGGCAACCACUCGCGCGCGCACCCGCUCUACUCGGGGUGGAACGUCAUGGCGCAGCUGAGCCUCCGGCUCUGCCAGGGCCUGGACGGCCUCUACUACUGCUCCAACUGGACGACGCCGGGCAACUGCCACGACAUGUCGCUCCUCUCCGGCUUCCUCUGCGCGACGGCCAUCGGCGCGGAGUACCCGUUCCCGGACGACGCCGAGGCGCGCAAGGACCUCCACCGCCUCAACGACCUCAUGGGCGUCUUCUAG